AUGGAAUCUAGGUCAAUAAGAUCGAUAACUUCACUGAAGAGCUAUGAAAUUCUGAAUGUUAAUCCACAAUCACAGAUCAAUGAAGUUCCAAACCCCAAAUUUAACAGAGCUGUGGAAAUUUGUAAGCCUUUUUGGCCAACCACCGAACAAUGCGAAGCAAUAAUGCAUAAGAUGAAUAUUGAAAUGACAAAAGGUCUCAAUACACCUGAGGACCCGACGAACGAUCUAAAAAUGCUUAACACAUAUGUUACCAACUUACCCAUGGGAAAUGAAACGGGAAGAUAUUUGGCCCUUGACCUUGGUGGAACGAAUUACCGAUUGCUUUUAGUCACUUUUCAUGCACCUAAGACACCUCCAUUAAUCGAAGCUGAUGUAUAUACCAUCUCAAACGAGUUACAAACAGGCAAAGGAGAUGAGUUAUUCAAAUUUAUUGCUGGGACAGUGAAAACAUUUUUACAAACGCGCAAUCUUCUGGACGUUCCUCUUGAUUUAGGAUUUACCUUUUCCUUUCCCGUCAAUCAGGAAGCACUAAAUAAAGGGACGCUUAUUCGCUGGACAAAGGGUUUUGAUGUACCUGACGUAGUUGGGAAAGAUAUAGUUGAAAUCCUUAACGAAGCGAUGACAUCUUUGGGAUUAAAAGUAACAUGUCGGGCCCUUGUCAAUGAUACUGUUGGAGCGCUAGCUUCCUGUGCUUUUCUGGAUCCGGAAACUGCGAUCGGUUUAAUCGUUGGUACUGGUACUAAUGCGGCAUAUGUGGAGCAACUCUCUGCCGCCAAGAAAAUAACUGACUUACCGAAGAACACACAAUCGGUAGUCAUCAAUAUAGAGUGGGGUGCGUUUGGAGAGCAUGGAUGUCUUGAUGAAUUUACCACAGAAUUCGAUAGUUUAGUUGACAUCGAAUCACUAAACCCUGGCAAACAAACAUUUGAAAAGAUGAUUAGUGGCAUGUACCUUGGAGAGAUAGUGAGAUACAUAUUAAAGAAGCUGGCAUCAGAACACGUCAUCUUUGAGGGUGUGAUUCCCGAACGUUUGGACGCUAAAGAUGGAUUUCCUGCCUACUUUCUCAGUGAAGUUGAUCGCGACCCAACACACCUCUUCUACAGCACCGAAUAUAUCCUUCGUGAGGCCUUUCGGAUGACAAAAUUCACUACCGAAGACCUAAAGAUAGUUCGCUAUGUUUGCAGUUCUGCAGCCAAUCGAGCCGCAAGCUUUGCUGCUUCAGGUUUGGCGUGUCUUCUUAAUCGGAUUGAUCGACCUCGUACAACAAUCGCGGUGGAUGGAUCAUUAUUCAAAUUCCAUCCAACUUUUGCCCGAACAAUGGUCGAAGUCAUCACCAAACUUAUACCACCACGUUGCACUUUUCGCCUGAAACUUUCGGAAGACGGUAGUGGCAAGGGUGCAGGUGCCUUAGUUGCAGCUGUCAAACGCGCAAUAGUGGAGGAAUAG
Messenger RNA from Echinococcus granulosus, 1446 nucleotides. RefSeq names its product Hexokinase. The coding region runs from base 1 to 1446 and encodes 481 amino acids. Gene Ontology annotation, biological process: glucose 6-phosphate metabolic process; glycolytic process; intracellular glucose homeostasis. NCBI's taxonomy places the organism in Eukaryota, Metazoa, Platyhelminthes, Cestoda, Cyclophyllidea, Taeniidae. Gene Ontology annotation, molecular function: glucokinase activity; mannokinase activity; ATP binding. The transcript has 12 exons. The record is from RefSeq and is a predicted model, not a curated record. Gene Ontology annotation, cellular component: cytosol; mitochondrion.